Molecule: messenger RNA, 1101 nt
Organism: Rattus norvegicus (Norway rat)
Lineage: Eukaryota; Metazoa; Chordata; Mammalia; Rodentia; Muridae
Source: RefSeq, a predicted model, not a curated record
CGUGAUUUCCCUUUGUCUAGUAUGCAGAUUGUCUCCCUCGCUCCCUAGCUUGCCUAGAAUCGGGCUCAGCAAGUGAGCCUGCUAGAGUCAACUUAUUCUUCUUGCUGCCACAUCCGGGGCUUGAGGAUGAGAGAGGCAAAGGAGAGAGUAUGAGCAGAACUCUGGUGCAUCUACCACCGUUAAGCUAGGGGAAGCAACUCUUCUGCUUGUUCAUUGCCCCGAAGGCAUUUUCCAUUUCAUGGGCCCUCCCGCUCCAUAUCCCUCACCUUUUGCCCCUCAGUUUCAGCUCUGGCCCCUAGGGAAGCGUCCCUGGCUGCGGGGCUGACAACGUUUUGGGGGCAGGGGGUCUUGUUCUCUGUGCUCCAGCCCAUCUGUGCGCGGAGCCUCAUUCCCGGGCUCCCGGAGCCCGGCGGGCAUUGACGUCAAACGGCAGCGGAGCGCUGCCUACAGACGGCUGACCCGGGCUCUUCUCCACACCCCCGUCCUUCUUCUCCCCCUCCCUUUUCCCGGCACCCGAUUUCAACCGGCUAUAAGAAGAGGGAGAGCGCAGUGCCCGAGCAGCGAGGAAGUCCAGCACCAUGGAGAGCUCCCGCCUGCGGCUGCUACCCGUCCUGGGCGCCGCCCUACUGCUGCUGCUACCUUUGCUGGGUGCCGGUGCCCAGGAGGAUGCCGAGCUGCAGCCCCGAGCCCUGGACAUCUACUCUGCCGUGGAUGAUGCGUCCCAUGAGAAGGAGCUGAUUGAAGCGCUGCAGGAAGUCCUGAAGAAGCUCAAGAGUAAACGCAUUCCGAUCUAUGAGAAGAAGUACGGCCAAGUCCCCAUGUGUGACGCUGGAGAGCAGUGCGCAGUGCGGAAAGGGGCCAGGAUCGGGAAGCUGUGUGACUGUCCCCGAGGAACUUCUUGCAAUUCUUUCCUCUUGAAGUGCUUGUGAAGGGGUGACAGCCUCCUUCGGUUCCCAUAUUUCCUCUUUCCCCUAAAGGAGCGCUCUUUUGUCCCUGGAGCCGCUUUAACAACAAUAAAGUUUGCGUUCCCCCCAGAGAGUGGAUGGGCUCUUUCCCUGCUGCUUCAAAAUAAAAGAUUUGAUGUUAUUGUGUGAAGGACAA